Molecule: messenger RNA, 1954 nt
Organism: Hipposideros armiger (great roundleaf bat)
Lineage: Eukaryota; Metazoa; Chordata; Mammalia; Chiroptera; Hipposideridae
Gene: POLE3
Product: DNA polymerase epsilon 3, accessory subunit
Exons: 4
Coding region: 124-567 (147 amino acids)
Biological process (GO): leading strand elongation; DNA damage response; heterochromatin formation
Cellular component (GO): epsilon DNA polymerase complex; CHRAC
Molecular function (GO): chromatin DNA binding; protein heterodimerization activity
Source: RefSeq, a predicted model, not a curated record
AUGUGGGCAACGUGGGGCGGGACGGAAGCCUCGUUGGGUCAGACCGUGGCGACGCGGGAAGUCUGGACGCCGUAGCUGCCUGAAGAGGAGGCCUGAGGCGGAGGGCCGGCCCCAGCGGCGGCAAUGGCGGAAAGGCCGGAGGACCUAAACCUCCCCAAUGCCGUCAUCACCAGGAUCAUCAAGGAAGCGCUCCCGGACGGUGUCAACAUCUCCAAGGAGGCCCGGAGCGCCAUCUCCCGCGCCGCCAGCGUCUUCGUGCUGUACGCCACAUCCUGUGCCAACAACUUCGCGAUGAAAGGGAAACGCAAGACUUUGAAUGCCAGCGAUGUGCUCUCAGCCAUGGAAGAGAUGGAGUUCCAGCGGUUCAUUGCCCCGUUAAAAGAAGCUCUGGAAGCGUACAGGCGGGAGCAGAAAGGCAAGAAGGAAGCUUCAGAGCAAAAGAAGAAGGACAAAGACAAAAAAACAGAUUCAGAAGAACAAGACAAGAGUAGGGAUGAGGACAAUGAUGAAGAUGAGGAAAGGCUGGAAGAAGAAGAGCAGAAUGAAGAGGAGGAAGUGGACAACUGAAUAGGGUGAGGAGGCUGUGGCACCUUGGAAGGCACCACUCUGAAAUGGGGUGUAACGUUUCUAUUGAAGCUUUUUCCUACUGGGCAGAGCACUUAGGCAGAAGAGCCUGAGAACAUCGAAAUGAGAACUGGCUAGAAUGAUCAAAACCAGCACUUCCAGACUCAGAGCAUCUGAGGAGCAGAAUCCGGUUUUGCUUAAUCGGUCUGACGAUUAUGACUUUGGGGCAAGAGGAUCCUGAACGGAUCGUUUAACCAGUCAAUUUGAUCUCUCUUGUUCACUUUUCUAUGUGAUGAGGCAGGUUUUGAUUCUCAGUUCCCUCCCAUCCUUACCCCCACCAAAAAUAACAACUUCCAUGCCCACCUGCUGUGUCCCAAAUCACAGAGGCAGCCAGAGGCUUAGGAAAAAUUGUGGCUUUGAUCAUGGUCAGCCUGCUUGCACAGCAUUUGAAAAUACUAGCUAUUAUAAGUAGUCGAAGGACUUAGCUCUGGGAAGCUACUACAAGGCCGUGGGAGAACAAUGGGAUCUGUUCUGUGGUCUCUUUACUUGACGGUCACAAUUGGAUUUUGUCUUUUACAGACCCACUUGGCUUGGGGCCCUUCUGCAAUAUAUUGUCUGCAGACAUUUGACCUGUUGGUGUGGCUGCAUUCUAGGCAAAUACGCUUUUAAAUCAGCAUUCUCGAAUUAGUCAAGCAAGUGUGCCAGUGUCUAACUGUUAGAAAACACAUGGUUUAGUCUUAGAUGCACCUCACUGCCUUCCGCUAUACAAUGUUAGGAUUUAUUGUGACCCGGAAGAUACAAAAUUCCAGGCUUUCUCUUCUUAUAGUCCAUCUCCCAGACUUGUGACUAUAGCUUUUCAUUCUUCCAGUUCAUGAUAAGUUCCAAACUAUUUCUUCUAGGCACAGCUUUCUCCUUCUGUGCUUCUCACUUGUCUCUCUUCUGCCUUUCCUUUGCUCCCCAUUCCCACUAUCCCCCCCUUUUCUCGGCUUCUGUCAGUCCAAAAACUUUAAUAACCUGCUUAAUAUCCCAAAGUACAGGUUCCUCUGAUUUCUUAAGUCCAAUCUCAUGUCUUUUAAAAAUGACUUUGUGAACCUCUCUGAAUCUUAAGGGAAGUCUGAAGUGCUCAAGAAUCUAAUCCCCCCAUUGCCAAACCAUCCCCUUUAACUGCUUGUAAAAUAUCUCUGUUGACCUUUCUUAGCUUUUUUUUUUUUCUUUUUCCAUUUAGUGCUCCAAGCACUCUAUUGUCUUUAAGAAGGUUGACAGGUAGUGAAGUGUAGUUUGACACUGUUAAUUUGUGAAAUGAAUACAGUGAAAAGUUGAUAAAUGAGUGAAGAAUGUUGAAAAAAUUAAAGUGCUUUGUACAAAUAAAGAACAUUCUUGUUAAAAGUGA